Messenger RNA from Nerophis ophidion (straightnose pipefish), 2120 nucleotides. It is a transcript of the gene ets1, whose product is annotated as v-ets avian erythroblastosis virus E26 oncogene homolog 1. The transcript is spliced from 10 exons. Lineage: Eukaryota; Metazoa; Chordata; Actinopteri; Syngnathiformes; Syngnathidae. Gene Ontology annotation, cellular component: nucleus. Gene Ontology annotation, molecular function: DNA-binding transcription factor activity, RNA polymerase II-specific; sequence-specific DNA binding. Gene Ontology annotation, biological process: cell differentiation; regulation of transcription by RNA polymerase II. The record is from RefSeq and is a predicted model, not a curated record. The coding region runs from base 270 to 1736 and encodes 488 amino acids.
UGUGAGGUGCAAACAAUCCACGCCGCGGGGAAAUGAAGGCUUUGACGCGGGGGUCCCACUUUAUGAUUGAGGGAGGGACUACAAGGGCGUGCGUGUGCACGUGUGCGCGCGUGCAUAAUAUUCCCACCCGCUUCCUUUCCCGGCGGGACUGCGCGCCGGGAGCAGGUAGAAGAGCAUCACCCACGUCGCGCACCUGCGGGCCAACUUCUCCCACGCAGCUUCGGUGUUGAUCCCUUCAGCAGGCCCAGCUUCUGCUGUCCGCAGCGGCCAUGAUGACUUACUACAUGGAUCCAGUUUCUUCCUAUCCGGCCCUUCACCCCUGUGACCGUCUGGGCGCGACGAAGCAGAGCGGGGGAGUCGCCGUUUGUCCUCAGUUUCAUCUUCCGGCUGUUGUCCACCCUCAGCAGCAGCACUUCUGCCCCUCACAGCCGCUCUACCCCCACCAACAUGUGCCCCUGCAGGAGGUCCCCAAUGGACGUGACAUGUGUCCCACAGAUCCGGAGUGUGGCGAUAUUCCCUUGCUAACUCCCGGAAGCAAAGAGAUGAUGUCCCAAGCUCUGAAGGCCACGUUCAGCGGCUUCACCAAAGAACAACAGCGGCUGGGCAUCCCCAAAGACCCCAGACAGUGGAGCGAAAACCACGUGGCGGCAUGGCUAACGUGGACCGUGAACGAGUUCAGCCUGAAGAACGUGGACUUUGACAAAUUCCGCAUGAACGGCGGGAUCCUGUGCGCCAUGGGCAAGGAGCGCUUCCUGGACUUGGCGCCCGACUUUGUGGGCGACAUCCUUUGGGAGCAUUUGGAAAUGCUUCAAAAAGAGGAUACAAAGCAUUACCCCAACAACGGACUGACCUCCAACUUCCAGGAAUCCCGUUAUACCUCAGACUACUUUGUCAGCUACGGCGUCGAGCACGCCCAGUGCGUCCCCCCCUCCGAAUACUCCGAGCCCAGCUUCAUCACCGAGUCCUACCAGACCCUCCACCCCAUCAGCUCGGAGGAGCUGCUGACGCUCAAAUACGAGAGCGAGUACCCGGCCGUCAUCCUGCGGGACACGCCCCUCAACCCCCUGCCGGGAGACUACUUUUCCAUCAAGCAGGAGGUGGUGUCCCCUGACAACAUGUGUGUGGGACGCCUGAGCAGAGGUAAACUCGGGGGCCAGGAUUCUUUCGAGAGCAUCGAGAGCUUCGAGAGCUGCGACCGGCUGACGCAGUCGUGGAGCAGCCAGUCGUCGUUCAGCAGCCUCCAGCGAGUACCGUCGUACGACAGCUUCGACUCGGAGGACUACCCCACGGCGCUGCACGGCCACAAGCCCAAGGGCACCUUUAAGGACUACGUGAGGGAGCGCUCGGACCUCAGCAAGGACAAGCCCGUCAUCCCCGCAGCGGCGCUGGCGGGAUACACAGGUACCGGGCCCAUCCAGCUGUGGCAGUUUCUGCUGGAGCUGCUGACCGACAAAUCUUGCCAGUCCUUCAUCAGCUGGACAGGCGACGGCUGGGAGUUCAAGCUUUCCGACCCAGAUGAGGUUGCUCGGAGGUGGGGCAAGAGGAAAAACAAGCCUAAGAUGAACUACGAGAAGCUGAGCCGCGGCCUGCGUUACUACUACGACAAGAACAUCAUCCACAAGACGUCGGGGAAACGCUACGUGUACCGCUUUGUCUGUGACUUAAAAAGCCUGUUGGGCUACACCCCCGAGGAGCUGCACGCCAUGUUGGACGUAAAGCCUGACACGGACGAGUGAACGUAGAAAAAAACCGAAGCAACGUUAAGACGGCGAAGCUAUGUGGACUUAUAAAGUGGGGGGAGGGGACCAAAAAUGUUUUUAUCGACUUCCCGGUUUUGUCGUCUAAUAGUGUUUGUCGGAUGGGGGACACAAAGCCAAAAGCCUGUAUUCAUAUCCUGUUGUGUGGGACUCCAGCAAGAGGACAGUCGUUUUCAGCUUGGACCAAAAAGUCACUUAUAAACUGUCUGAGAGAAGACGCAGUGUUAUUUAACGGACGCAGACCACAAGCACCGUGCAACAGGUCUACGAUAAAUGAACACGUAUCCACAAGCAAAGUGGAAGCCAAGUAGAAGAAGCCUUGACGUGCUGACUGGGGCGAGGGACCACUCAUAACAAGAGUGU